GAUUGAUGAGGCCCCGUAGGGGCGCAGGAGGCCUGGCUCCGGUCGAUAAGGCAGCUUUCAUUUCAACACAUUUUCUCCCUGCUUCUUCUUUACUGUGCAGUGAUGGAAGCAGCAGGCAGCUUUGAAACAUGAUUAUUCCUCACCAAGCCCACAGGGCGAAAAGGACAGUGAUUUAAGAACCAGCAACCAUGAAAUGCUCUGGUGUGUCUUUGUUCCGUCACUCCACAUCACCCUCACCGGACAGCUGUGCUGACGCCGAGCACAUCGCCAAAGUCAACAUGUCAGUGUCAGCGUGCUGGAACAAGGUGACGCUGCAAAGAGAAGCACUGAGCUGAAAGCAGCUGCGCACACAGCGAGAGACCAUGUGCAACAUCUCCUUCUGCGAUGUGGACAGUAAGGUGGACCAGUUCUUCCAGCCCGCCCUCUACAUCAUCAUCAUUGUUCUGGGCCUGCCCACUAACUGCAUGGCUCUAUGGGCCGCCUAUCUGCAGGUACGUCAACACAAUGAGCUCGGCAUCUACCUGAUAAACCUGUCAGUGGCAGACCUGAUGUAUAUUGGUACCCUUCCUCUUUGGAUUGACUACUUCCUGCAGCGUGAUGAUUGGAUCCACGGCCAGGAAAGCUGCAAGUUCUUUGGAUUCAUCUUCUACACCAACAUUUAUGUCAGCAUCGCCUUCCUCUGCUGCAUAUCUCUUGAUAGGUAUCUGGCUGUGGCAUAUCCUCUACGCUUUGCGAAGAUCCGACGAAUCAAAACAGCACUCCUGGUCAGCACCACAGUGUGGAUCACCGAAAUUGUCGCCAACUCUGCUCCUCUUUUCCAUAACGAGCUCUUCCAAAAUCGCUUCAACCACUCGUUCUGUUUUGAGAAGUAUCCGAUGCAGGACUGGGUAGUGGGGAUGAACCUGUACAGAACGUUUCUGGGCUUUCUAGCCCCCUGGACAGCCAUGCUGGUUGCUUAUCGGGGCAUUCUCGCAGCAGUGCGCUGCAACAUCUCCAUCGAGCCUGAGGAAAAAGCAAAAAUCCAGCGUUUGGCCUUGAGCCUGAUCCUGAUUGUUUUGCUCUGUUUUGGACCUUACCACAUUCUGCUCUUGUGGAGAAGUGUCAUGUUUCUUAAGAAGCCCUGUGACUGUGGCUCAGAGGUGAGCCUGUUUGCAGUGUACCACGUGUCUUUAGCCUUGACUAGCCUGAACUGUGUUGCAGAUCCCAUCUUGUACUGCUUCGUGAAUGAGGGAGCGAGGCAUGACGUUGGACGAGCUCUCUCCGCGAUCCUAGAGCAGCUUGCUGCAGCGGUCCCUUCCUCCUCUGCGUUACAUGGCGACGUGGUGAACGCUGGUUCAGUGACCGUGGAUACACCACUGUCCACUAAGAGGCAGACGUGUGUGUACGCUGAUGAAAGCAAGACGAAUGGUUACAAGACAGAACUCGGGGCUCUGAAAGAAGAAUGUCUGCAGAUGACCAUCCUCAGUGUUCGGAAGUGAAAACCUGCACCCGUGCACCUGACCAGGCAGAGAUCAGACGACAGCACAUGUACUCACAAUGCUGUGAUGUUCUUAUUAAAACAUCCGUGAAUUGUCAAAUUGCUGAGCUGAAGCAGAAUUGAGACUGACGUACAGUAGCUAAGAAGACACAAAGUCUGUAGGCUUGCGAACAGCCCUGACAAGCUGCUGGUUUCUUGCUUAGAUGAAAACAAAUUUAAGGAGUAGAUGAAAAACUGAGAGACAACAUUGUGGUCCUUUAAUCCUCACCACAAGUGAGGCCAAAAUGUCAAGUUUGGGCUGAGGGUGGAGUCAGUGGAGAUGUCAUCUUAUAAUGUUGAUGUAUAACCUGUUAAAGCUGCAUUUUGAUUGUACUUUAAAGCCCAAAACACAGCUGCAUGGGGCUACUAUGAGGCUACCUCGUA
This is a messenger RNA of Thalassophryne amazonica, 1900 nucleotides long. It is a transcript of the gene gpr4, whose product is annotated as G protein-coupled receptor 4. The record is from RefSeq and is a predicted model, not a curated record. Gene Ontology annotation, molecular function: G protein-coupled receptor activity. NCBI's taxonomy places the organism in Eukaryota, Metazoa, Chordata, Actinopteri, Batrachoidiformes, Batrachoididae. Gene Ontology annotation, cellular component: membrane. Gene Ontology annotation, biological process: G protein-coupled receptor signaling pathway.